This is a messenger RNA of Thrips palmi, 4993 nucleotides long. RefSeq names its product nascent polypeptide-associated complex subunit alpha, muscle-specific form. NCBI's taxonomy places the organism in Eukaryota, Metazoa, Arthropoda, Insecta, Thysanoptera, Thripidae. The record is from RefSeq and is a predicted model, not a curated record.
UCCGCGCACGCAGGACGCUCGAUCCACGCCGGGCCGUCGCGCACCCAGCGAGCCGCGGUCGCACGUGAGGAUUCCAAGGAUUACCAAGGAUACGGCCCCAUGGGCACCCUACCCUCCAGCAGUCCGGGAGGACCAAGAAUCCCUCCAGUGGGAUGAGUGUAUGUGUGUGCAGUGUCAGUGUGUGUGAGUGAUUAGAGUGAGCGAUGUGUCCGGCCAGUGAUUCAGUGCACCAGUGAUCUCUUGUGAGCCCCUUGCGUGGCAGUCUCCGCGCGUGAGUGUGAGUGAGUGUGGCCGCUGUGUCGCGUCUGUGUCGGCGCAGGGGCUGCUGAGCAGCUGCCGAGCGCCCACAAGACCCUCGCGUCGCUCUCGGCGUCUCGGCCAUGGUGACCAUGGAGACCGACGAGGAGCACCGCCGCCCUCUCACUGGCGGCUCCAGGACGCCGCAAGGAGACAAGAACAAUGGCGUCUCUGCUGGCCAGAGGAGCGCCGCCGCCACCCCCGAGCCCGGGGGCGUGGCGCGGAGGGGCAGCGGGGGCCACGGACCCAUCCCGCUGCCCGCCAUGGAGCUCAGCCCCGCGCCCGGCCCCGAGGUGCUGCUCAUACGGCCCGAGUCGGCCAAGACGUCGCCGCCCGCGCUGCCCCCGAGACCGCGGGUGCCGCCCCGGCCGGCCUCCAUGGCGGCGGCCGCCGCAGCCCGCGCCCGGAACGGUGGCUCCGGCCCGUGCGGAGGGCUGUGCUGGCGCGGCGGCGGCCUGCGCAAGUACGUGUUCCUGUGCGCCGCGUGCGGCGGCAUGUCCUCCCUGCUCGGCAUCCUGUUCCUGGCCGUGUACUUCAUGCUGCGGUCCUACACGUCCUCCCUCAUCUACUUCGAGACGGUGCCCACCUACGUGCCAGCCUCCAUGCUCCUGUCCACCGGCCUGGUGGUCAUGUGUCUGGCGAGGAGGAGGAACAGGUACUCGUUCCUGAUGAAGCUGUGCGGCUGCGCGUGCCUGGCGAGCGCGGCGCUCUGCGUGCUGGUGACCGUGGCCACCACGGUGGUGCACAUGAGCCGGCUGCAGUCGCUGAGCCAGUGCCACUACCAGCAGCGCACGCAGACGUGCACGUGCUACUCGGCCCUCGUCGACGCCACGGCCACGGACGCCUCGGAGGAGGGCGCGCGGUACGUGUUCAACGCCAUCCCCGAUUGCGACGUCAUCCACGGCGCCCUGUACUCGUGCCUGCGCGCCAUGUUCGGGCUCUCCGUCGUCGGCAUCCUGGUCUGCAUCUUCUCCGGCAUGCUCGUCUACCAGCUCUUCAGCCACGAGAAGAAGAAGAUGUACUGGGAGCAGCUGGAGCUGCGGUGCCGCUACCUGUACCGGCGGCAGCAGGCGUCGCAGCCCGCGGGGCAGGCGCUGCAGCACGCCGGGCUGGCCGGCCUCACGCACCACUGCGGCAGCUGCAGCUGCUGCGACGACUGCCGCGACCUGCACACGCCGCCGCCCUCCAUCCCUUGGGAGUUCAUGGACAACCGGUACUGGGCGCCGGGCCGCGUCGGCAACCUGUACUCGCCCAACCCGGAGGACCACCACCCCGCCGUCACCGGCGUGGCCGGGCGCUCCGGACACGGCGCCGCGGUGCGGCCCGCCCAGAGCACCCCCAGCAGCGCGUGGAGCUGGCGACGGCUGCCCUGGGGGCGGUCCGGCAGCGGCAGCGCAGUGGGCGCAGCCCCCGCCCGCGGGCCCGGCGACGGCGCCAUGUGCACCAUCCGGCCGCAGAACGUGUCCACCGACAGCCAGUACGGCUUCAACGCGGCGGGCAUGACCAUGGGCAUGAACAUGAACCCCCACCACCUGAGCAGCGCCAUGAGCACCCUGGGCAGCCACCUGGGCAGGGACCCGUCGGUGGGGCCGUACCUCCUGUCACAAGUGUACCCCGCGCCGCAGCCGCACCCGCGGCCCUUCGCGCCCGGCCCCGUCCACGGGCCGUCGGACGGCAUGGGCAUGCCGCUGCCGCUGGCCGUCCCGAUGCCACUGACCCUCGCCGACGACCUGGGACCGCAGUUCUACUUGUGGGGGCCCCCGCCUCCGUACAUGUCCAACCCCGCCUCGGCCGCCAACAGCCCCGCCCGGAGGGACCCCAGCCACCCCACGCAGGCGUCCGCCAGCCCGCCGCCCGCGGCGGCCAACCCGUACCCGCUGCUGUCGCGCAGCAGCCAGAGGCCGCACCGGUGCACCCCCACUGGCGCUGCCGCCCCCGCGGCCGCCGUGGAGCGGCCGUUGUCGGCGGGCGAGGACGCGGGAAGCACCUCGGCACUGGACUCGUUGUCCAGCCCGGAGAAGAGCGUGCCGCGCAAGAAGAGGAAGAAGGCCGGGCCUGGGGCGGAGGCCGCCGACGAGGGCGAGUCCUCGGUGCAGCAGCCCGACUCCCCCGAGUCCCCCGCCCCGACGCCCGCCCCGUCCGCGCAGGCCGCGGUGCCUGGGGUGCCCGGGGUGCCUGGGGUCCACCUCCACGGCGCGCGGAAGGCCAAGAAGCGCUCGGACGCCCCCGUGGUGCCCGGGUCGAGGCACGGCGCGCGAUACCACCACCGGCCAGAGGCCACCACGCACCAGGGCCACCAAGGCGCGCACCGCCCCGCCUCUGCGGACAGCUGCUGCGCGGACCGGCCGUGCUGCUCGCGGGGCGACACGAGCGACGACGUGGACACGGAAGGCUACUCGUACCCGCGGCUCAAGUUCCCGCCGCCGCAGCCCUCGUCGCCGCCGGCCGCCGCCCCGCCCAGCGACAGUCAGGCCAUCCUGGCCGCCUUCGACAACCAGGCCUUCCAGGACGGCGCGGCGGACCUGCCGGCCGCGCCCUGCAGCGCGGGGACCUCGGCCGCCACCAGCACGCCGGUCAAGACCGUGACCCUCGGACCGCAGGGGCCGCUCGUCUGCAAGAAGCGGCCGUGCGACCCCAACGAGUCCGAGAUCUACUUCGGCGACGACUCGUCGUGCUGCAACGUCUCGGAGCAGCACUCCUCCCUCACCUACGAGGAGCCCGGGCAGCCUAACCAGCAGCCGCCGCAGCAGGGCCGCGAGCUGCGCGCCUUCAAGCUGGUGCACUCCAGCGUGCACGCGGGGCAUCCGGGGCAUCCGCACGUGCACUUGCAGCAGCGCAGCAUGGACGGCGCGCUGCCCUUGCCGCGGCCCGUGUCCGUGCACCGGCCCAGCGCGUCCACGCUGUCCGACACGGCCGUCGUGGACCCGUCCUCGCACUACCACCUGCACGCCGUCGACGCCGAGGCCCCGCGGCAGCGCAUGCCCCUGCCGCUGCCCCACCAGCCCCUCCAAGCCCCCCGCAACCCUAGUCUCGCGCCGGACGCGCAGUACGAGUCGAUCGCGGACAGCAACGUGUACACCUACAUCAGCCCGCUGUCGCUCGUGCACCACCCGCAGGCCUCCGCGGCCUCGACGUCGACCUCGGCCCCGGCCGCGGCCUCCACGCCCGCCCGGCGGUCCUUCAAAGCGCCCUGUGAUUCCCAGCACGCCGCGCCGGAGCGGCCCGAGCAGACCGCCGACGACAAGGACAACGCCCUGAACGCGCAGAGGGAGACCUCGGCCUCGGCCGCGCCAGCCACGCACACCCACCCCCUGGUCCACAACCACGCCAACCACGCAUGCUCGCCGGACGAGCGGCCCGGCAUCGACGUGUAGGUAGACCAUGCUGCUUCCAAAGAGAGAGAGAGUCAAUGUGUGUGAGUGAGUGAAUGAGUAACUGUGUGUGUAUGUGUGUGUGUGCGUGUGUGUGCGUUUGUGGGUAUGAGAGGCAAAAUGAGUGUGUAACUGUUGUCGCCCAGACCAAAAACCAAAAUAUCAAAGGGCUCUCCACAGACGUUGUCGCCUCAUUGACUGGUGGGCAUGUUGGUUUGAGAGUUCUGGUGGGAAAUUCUACCGUUGAUAGACUGUACGAAAGUGGAAGCAGUGGAGGGGUGGGUACCUGGGGCUGAAACGUGGUUUUACUCCGCUCCAGGUUCAAAUCCUUUCAAAACACCAAAUGCGAGGGGGAAAUCACUCGCGUAAUAGUCGGGUCACCAAUUCCUAGUAUUACGCGUAAUAGUAAUAGCGUAAUAGCCAAAUUUUUUAAAACUUUCCCUUCUUUUUUGGGUCCGAUUUUAGCCUAAGUCUGGAUAUUUUCGAGCGUAAUAAGCCUUCUGUAAUGGCGUAAUAGAACGUAAUAGGGAGUAGUCGGGUCACAGUUUUUGAGAGUGAUUUCCCCCUCGACCAAAUGCAUCUCGUGCUAAAAGACUGUGGAGUCUCUGGACUGAAUUUCCUGGCGAGAUUUUUUUUGUUUGACUGUCGACUUGAAAUGGGCUUAUAGUACAAAGUGCAUGAAAAAAGACUUCAAUGCGCCAAUAAUUUUAACCAUUACUGACCGAUUGUCUGAUAUAAUUCCCUCCAAACUGUUGCUGAAACCUUGACAUGUCAGUAAUCUUGUUUUCCAUACCGCCUACCUUCCCCAGACUGUAGGGUGUAAUUUGAAAUCACUCCGCCCGUCUUUCGGAUGUGCGUAGUCAUGGGAAUUUUGUGACGAGUUCAAUGAUGAGCUCACACAGAGAGAUAGAGCGACGGUUAAUGCUUUAAGUUGUAUUGUUAAAUAUUCGCAAGUCCAUAUUUUUGUAUUUGUGUAAUUCAAUUUGAUUAUUACUUUAGCCCUCCAUAUUGGAAUUUAUUUGUGAAAGCUGUUCCCUGUUAUUAUCUUGGACCAAUCUAUUGAAAUGAGAAAAAAAUUGGUGUGUCCUCCAGAAAGCUUUAAAACUGGGAACAGUGCUUAUUCAAAUGUGUGAUGAAUGUACCGUAGAACCUAGGCUAGGACUGUAUUUUAUUUAUAUUUUGUGUACAUAGAAAACUGUUUGUUAAAUAUGUGUACUGUAUAAAGAUGAUCCCAGAGGACGAUAUGUACAUUACUUGUUCAUAAUGUAAAAUCAUGUACAUUGUUUGUAACUAAAGUUUUUAGAAAUUACAAAAAUUUAUAACGA